Diaporthe amygdali is the source of this 1245-nucleotide messenger RNA. Its product is annotated as cell surface protein. The record is from RefSeq and is a predicted model, not a curated record. The transcript has 3 exons. Lineage: Eukaryota; Fungi; Ascomycota; Sordariomycetes; Diaporthales; Diaporthaceae. Bases 1 to 1245 code for a protein of 414 amino acids.
AUGUCUGGAAUUAUCAACAAGGUCAAGGACGCCCUCCACUCCGACAAGUCCCACGAGACUCCUGAGGGAACAACUGGCCCUCACUCCAACCGGGCAGCCAACGCUGCCGACCCCCGUGUUGACUCCGACCGGGACCACCGUGCCAACCCCGCCACUGGCACUACUGGCACUCACGGCACCACCGGUACUCAUGGAACAACCGGCACAACUGGCCUCGGCAGCACCGGCCACACCGGCACACACGGAAGCAGCAAUGUGACCGGUUACGAUGACCCUACCGGAACACACGGUCCUCACGGACGUGUGGGCAAUGCCCUCGACCCCCGUGUUGACUCGGAUGCUGACCACCGCCGCGCCGGAGCUGGCACUGGUGUUGGCACAACUGGCACCCACACCGGUACAACCGGUACUGGUAGCACUGGCCACACUGGCACAACUGGUAUCGGCAGCACUGGUCAUACCGGCACACACGGAAGCAGCAACGUGACUGGCUACGAUGACCCCACCGGAACACAUGGCCCUCACGGCCGCGUUGGCAACGCAAUCGACCCUCGCGUCGACUCCGAUGCUGAUCACCGCCGUGCUGGCGCCGGUGUUGGCUCUACCGGCACAACUGGUAUCGGCUCUACUGGUCACACCGGCGGCCUUGGCUCUACCGGCACUCACGCCGGUGGCAUUGGCUCUACCGGUACCCACACCGGCACUCACACCGGAACUCACACCGGUACCCACACUGGCGGCAUUGGUUCUACCGGUACCCACACUGGUGUCGGCUCUACUGGAGGCAUUGGCUCUCACGCCGGCCACGGCACGACUGGCUACGACGACCCCACCGGUACGCACGGCACGCACGGCUCCAAGAUCGCAAAUGCGGCCGAUCCCCGCAUCGACAGCGACCGUGACCACCGUGGAGCUCCUGGCGCUGCUGGCACCGCUCACGUCGGCUCCGGUCCCGGCCCUGCGGCCAACACCGCUGGCCCUCACAAGUCCGACAUCCUGAACAAGGCCGACCCAAGAGUCGACAGCGAUCUCGACGGAAGCAAGACCGUUGGCGGCAACAAGACGUAUGGACAGACUGGCAACUCUUCACUGGCGCACAAGGAUCCUACGGACGCUGCCCAGGUGCCUCCGUCUGUGCUCCGUGACCACAUUGGCGACCCUGAUGUAGUGCACGGCGACCACCACCAUGGUCGUGAUGAGAGACAUCAGUCUGUCUCUCACCAGGAGGCGCACAGAGGUCUUUAA